AUUUAACAAAGGUCUCCUAAAGGACCAUAGUUGGAAGAUGGAAGUUAGUCGAGGGAUAUUUUUCCUACAUACACAAAAUUUGAACUUUGUGAUGAUUUAUCUCUAAUCCGUUGCCCCUUGUCCACAACUCCACCCCUUAUCCGUUGCUUGCAUAUGCAACCUCCUCACUUUUCAAAGCAAUCCAGGAUACUUGGAACCAUGGGAUCUGUUCCGUUUCAAAAGCUUAUAAGCGCUUUUAAUUUUCAACGCCAUCAUUGUGACUUGUCUUGUCUAGAACACAGUUUGUUGAGACCUGGUCACGUAACCCAAAACUCAAGCGGACAAUUAGCAACAAGCAAAAUGAUUCCAAGAAGGCUGGUUUUGCAUAUGAUACCUCUGAAUUUUUGCCUCCAUGCUGAAGCCCUGGAGAUGAAGGAGGCUGAGGUUAUUAGGAGCCAAAAGCUUGAUAGUGGAGUCCGAAUACAAGAUAUCAUUGAUGGUGAAGGUGAAGAGGCUCAUGAAGGGGAUUUUGUUGAAGUCAAUUAUGUUUGUCGUCGGUCAAACGGAUAUUUUGUACACAGCACUGUGGAUCAAUUCAGUGGUGAAACUUCCCCGGUUGUACUUCCUCUGAAUGAAAAAGAGAUUAUAAAGGGUUUGAAGGAAGUGAUAAUCGGAAUGAAGGUUGGAGGGAAGAGAAGGGCAUUGAUACCUCCAAGUCUUGGAUAUGUUAACGACACAUUGGGACCUAUUCCAGACGAGUUUGGUCCUCGACGCAGCCUUUUGUCUCAUGUAAAGGAGCCCUUGAUAUUUGAGGUGCAGCUCCUCAAGGUUUUAUGAAUCAAUGUGAACUCAAGUGUAUGUGUAUGUGUGUGUGUGUGAAAAAGGUAGGCAUAUCCAUAUUCAUACCGAUUGACUUGGAGUUGGAGGGCUAUGUUAAUUUGUUGCUCAUUAUUAGCCGAAUGAAUUGGUGUAUUUUGUCACGUAUAUUUGAUUUUACGAGAGUGAAAUAAUUGCCUUUCCUUUCUUUUAAUAAAAGA
Messenger RNA from Lactuca saligna, 1016 nucleotides. The record is from the annotation of a GenBank genome assembly. NCBI's taxonomy places the organism in Eukaryota, Viridiplantae, Streptophyta, Magnoliopsida, Asterales, Asteraceae.